CGAGUCAGUCAAAGGCGGACGAGCGCACUGAACGCUGCUAAUGGCGCUCUACUUUUAAACAACUCUCAAAAUGACAGUUGGAGACGUGCCUGUUAAUAAUCGACCAAGCCUGCCAAGAGUUUUGUCAUUUAGCAGGAGAGAAAAUGAUUUUCAACUGAAGUCUGCUGCAUAUUUAAAUGAAGGUUUUGAAGCAGACGAAACUAAUUUGCACGCGAAAACUCCAAAUAACAAAAGCGAAAAUUCUCAACCAUCAUUUGGUCCAAAUGGAAAUUCAAUCAAAAUAUGCGCCACAAAUGUCUGGACAAAGUUGAGACAAUCAUCCUUCAUUCCAACGCGAUUGCGAGCGACUAGACUAACUGCACUUUGGUUGCUGGGCUUCGCGUCAUGGGGAACAGUUCUAUUGCUGGUCGGCGCGGACGCAGCUCCGCCGAACGGAAAGUUGUGGCUUUUAAUUUUGCUUUCGGUUGUGGCAAAAGCCGGCGGGUGGCUCGCGGUGCAAUUGCGGCUGCCUGGGCUGUUGGGGAUGCUCCUGGCGGGGAUGGCCCUGCAGGCCGCCGGAGUGGUUUCAAUUGAAGGUCCGUACUUAGGUCUCAUCAGAGUAAUAAGGAAAGCUUCCCUGGUCAUAAUUAUGAUGCGAGCUGGAUUGGAUUUGGACCCCAAUUCUGUUAAGAAAUUGAAAUUCACGAUUUUGAGGUUAGGCUGGAUGCCCUGGGCAGUCGAAAUGUGCUGUGUUGCAGGCAUGGCAAAGUGGCUUUUUGACAUGACCUGGUCUUGGGCCUUCAUGCUAGGUGCUGUGGAGGCAGCAGUGUCACCAGCAGUGGUUGUUCCAAAUUUGAUUUUGCUGAGAGAAAAGGGUUUCGGCGUGGUUCAGGGUGUCCCAACCUUGGUGCUCGCGGUGACGGGAAUCGAGGAUGCGAUUUCCAUUGCUACUUACGGAGUUAUCACCAGCAUCAUGUUUAGCACAGGGUCUCUGGUAUUUUCAAUUUUGCAAGGCCCCCUGUCCGUUUUCGCGGGCAUAUUAACAGGGGUGCUGAUUGGAUUUCUAUCAAAGUUUGUCCCUGAUAAAAAUGACCCGUACGUGAUUUCGAUUCGCGUUUUUCUUCUCUUACUCGGCGGCCUGGUGGCCGUUUUGGGCUUCGACCGCCUCAGUUUGUCCGGUGCGGGGCCGCUGGCCGUGAUCGUGGCCGCCUUUGGUGCAGGAACGGCCUUCGCCUACCAAGGCUGGCCGGUCGGCCAAAAUCAAGUCGCCCUAACUUUUGGCGUGCUCUGGCAAUUUUUCGAGCCAGUCGUUUUUGGCCUCGUCGGCGCUCAAAUCAACGUGGUCGAGCUCCCAGCAAACACGGUUGGACUUGCGGCCGCGUGCGUUUUCGGACCAGCACUGGUGAGGUUUAUUGUCACGCUGGUGCUUCUUUCCGGAAGUUCAUUGAACUUGAAGGAAAAGUUUUUCGUUGCUCUGGCAUGGAUGGCAAAGGCGACAGUUCAAGCUGUUCUUGGACCUGCGGCACUUGACUUGGUCAGGAAUACUGAAGACAAGCAGCUUGCCGAGUUCGCAAACAUAAUGUUUAUCGUGUGCGUCAUAUCCAUUCUGUUGACGGCACCCGUGGGCGCAAUUCUGAUUGCGACGACUGGGCCACGGCUCCUCAGAAAAGCAACGAACUCUGACGAUAGGAGAUAAAAUUAAAUAAUCAGUUUUUAAAGUUCCUCAUUGUUACUAAAGGUUGAAAUUUUUAAAAUGUAAUUAAAGAGUGAAAAAAUUAUAAAUUUAUAUUUUUUCCGGCACCAAAAUAGUGAUAAGAAAUAUAUUGCAAGGCAAACAAAUAUUGUUUUGUUAUCAAACACUGGUGGCACAAUGUAGAGCUGCACGAUACAUCAGAGAGUCUUUUAUCAAUUUGGUCCUUAUCAGUGUGGUGUGCGGAUUAUUGAAAAUGUCUGAUUCUUCCUGUUUUCACAUACCCCGCCCAAAGUUGAAGAUAUCAAUAUGAGAUUUUCACCACUUUACCAUCUUAGUUUGGAAGCGACUUUCCUAAAUUUUUGACUAAAAAUUUUCAAAAUUGCGGGUUUUGCGGGACAUUUUGGAAAAACAAAAAAACGUGAUUAUCUCAGCUUCUGGUGGUCGUAGAACAAUUUUCCGGGUACGGCUGAACUCGUCUUAGCAAGUUCUACAACUUUGCUGUUGAAUGUAAAAUUUUAAGUCAAAGGUCAAGGUCACUUUUGGUGACCUGAAAUUUUCAAACUCAAAUUUGGAAAUGUGCUGCAUGAUGAAAAUCAUUUUUGAG
This is a messenger RNA of Neocloeon triangulifer, 2276 nucleotides long. RefSeq names its product sodium/hydrogen exchanger 9B2-like. Bases 71 to 1675 code for a protein of 534 amino acids. The transcript is spliced from 11 exons. Gene Ontology annotation, biological process: proton transmembrane transport. Gene Ontology annotation, cellular component: membrane. NCBI's taxonomy places the organism in Eukaryota, Metazoa, Arthropoda, Insecta, Ephemeroptera, Baetidae. Gene Ontology annotation, molecular function: antiporter activity. The record is from RefSeq and is a predicted model, not a curated record.